AUAUUGAGCUUGCAAUUUGGCUCAGCGGGCAUGUACCUUAUCACCAUGGAUGCUCUUAAUAAGGGCAUGAGUCAUUAUGUGUUCGUCGUAUAUCGCAACGUCAUCGCCACUGUAACUCUUGGCCCAUUCGCAUUUUUUCUUGAAAGGAAAGUUAGGCCCAAGAUGACAGCUCGGAUAUUUUCACAGAUUAUGGCAGUGGCUUUUGUCGAGAUAAUACUUGAUCAGUGCUUCACCUUCUUGGGGAUGAAGUUAACGUCAGCAUCAUUUGCAUCUGCUGUGAUGAAUUCCGUACCCUCCAUUACCUUCGUACUAGCAAUCAUUUUUCGGUUGGAGCGCAUGAACAUUAAGGAGCUAGGAUGUUUAGCCAAAGUGGUUGGCACUGUAGUUAGUCUUGGAGGUGCUUUCCUAAUGACACUGUACAAAGGUCCAGUUGUUAACGUUGCAGGGUCAUCAGCAAGCCACGCGAGCCAGCCUGAGAAUGUGAACGACCCCACUGGUAGUCACUGGCUCAUUGGUGCUUGUUUUCUCCUCAUAGGUUGUGCAGGCUUCUCUGCUUUCUACAUUUUGCAAGCUAUGACAUUGAGAAAGUACCCAGCAGAAAUGUCUCUGGCAACCUGGAUUUGCUUUGUGGGUGCACUUCAAAGCUCGGCAUUGACUAUUUUCAUGGAGCACGAUCGCCCUCAUGCCUGGUCUCUAGGCUGGGAUUCUAGACUUUUAGCAUCUGUAUACUCGGGAAUAGUAACAUCAGCGAUCCAAUUUUACGUUCAAGGCAUGGUUAUUAAAACUACGGGGCCAGUGUUUGUGACUGCAUUUAACCCCUUACGUAUGAUCAUUGUCACGGCCAUGGCCUGCAUCAUCCUCUCAGAGAAACUCCAUCUUGGAAGCAUUAUUGGAGGAGUGGUGGUGGUUAUUGGGCUUUAUCUAGUCGUGUGGGGCAAAGCGAAAGAACAGAAACAAGUAAUGCCACCGUUACCUGAAAAGGACACCCAACAAGGCCAACAACAACUACCAGUUACAAUACCCAGAAGUGAUGGCAAUGAUAAUAAAGCUCAAUUAGUCAUAAUUGGAGAUAAGAACAACGACGUGGAAGCCAUAAGAUCAAGUGUAGAGGGCCAGUCACAGUAA
This is a messenger RNA of Abrus precatorius (Indian licorice), 1125 nucleotides long. RefSeq names its product WAT1-related protein At4g08290-like. NCBI's taxonomy places the organism in Eukaryota, Viridiplantae, Streptophyta, Magnoliopsida, Fabales, Fabaceae. Bases 31 to 1125 code for a protein of 364 amino acids. Gene Ontology annotation, cellular component: plasma membrane. The record is from RefSeq and is a predicted model, not a curated record. Gene Ontology annotation, molecular function: transmembrane transporter activity. The transcript has 7 exons.